AUGGUGCUGAUCUAUCCGUCUUUUUUUUUUCUCAGGUACGAGGUGGUGGAGAAGCCGGAGGCCGCUCAGGAGUCCCUGGAGCUGCUGGCGUCGCUGAUCAAGGACAGCUACCGGGGGCAGGCGGGCAUCGUGUACGCCUUCUCGAGGAAGGAGGCGUCGGACGUGGCGGCCGGCCUGGCGGCUCGGGGAGUCCCGGCGGCGUUCUACCACGCCGGGCAGGAGGAAAGGGAGCGCAGCCGUGUCCAGCAGGCGUGGAUGAGGGGGGAUGUACCGGUCAUCGUCGCCACCAUCGCGUUCGGGAUGGGCAUCAACCACCUCGAGGUUCGAUUCGUGGUCCACUUCUCCCUGAGCAAGAGCCUUGAGAACUACUACCAGGAGAGCGGGAGAGCGGGCAGGGACGGCAAGCCUAGCCGUUGCGUGGUGUUCUACCGGCCCUCCGACGUUUCGAGACAGGCGACGCUCUCCUGCCAGGACCAGGGGAGCCAGCCCCUCGCCACGCUGUACAAGAUGGUCCGGUACUGCCAGACGAUGGCAACCUGCCGGAGGACCAUGAUCGCGGAGGCCCUGGGCGAGCGGGGCGGGAAGGGGCUGUGCUCGGGCGGCGGCGGCGGCGGCGGCGGGUGCGACGUGUGCUCGGGGGGCAUCGACGAGGCCGCCGACGUGGCCACUCUCGACGCCACCGCGCACGCCUGCACUCUAGUCAGGAUACUCCGACACUUGGCCUUGAAGGAGCAGCGCGUGACCCCGAGGCAGCUGGUGGACGCGUGGAGGGCAAAGAAGGGUGCGAAGGCAAUGCCUGACGAGGUCGUCGGGGAGAACGACCGGCCGCCGAAGGCUCUUUCUCGGUCCGCGUGCGAGCGGCUCGUGCUGCAGCUCCUGGGAGACGGCGUGCUGUCCGACGAUUUCCAUUUCACGGCGUUCUCCGUCGUCCACUACGUGGUCACGGGGGCACGCGCUCACGCCCUGGAGAGCGGCAGGCUCUCCCAGGUUUCCUUUCAGGUACGAGGGAGCGCCGUCGCCGGCGCAGCCGGCGCCGUGAGGAAGAACCCCGCCGGUGCUAGCAGCGAAAGGCCUUCCAAGGCGGCGGCGGCGGCGGCGGCGGCGGCACGGCAGAAGAAAAUUCCCGCGGGGGCGGGGGGCGGUCGGGGUCAAGGAAGCAGCGGGAAGAGACGGGCGAGGUCGACGGCUGGCGGCGGCGCAACGGGUGUGGUUGCUGCUGCCGGGGUAGUCGACCUUUGCGACAGCGACGGGGAAGAGGAAGCAGUCGCCGUCCGGGAGGGGGGCGGGAAGCGCUCGGCGGGGUGGGCCGCGGAGGGAGAAAGCGAGGAGGACGACGGGGAGGAGGAGGAGGAGUGGAGUGGAGAUGAUGGCAGUAGAGGCGGUGGUCCCUUUCGGACGGUAUACUCUUCUGACAACGAUAGCGACGACUUUGAGCCGGCCAAGCCUAGGAGACGGAAGAAGGCCAAGAUCGUGGCGAGUGUUGGCAGUUGUACUAGUGACAACGCAUGAAUCUGUGCACGACAGCGGCGUCAGCCAAUGAGUCACCUUGUU
Ectocarpus sp. CCAP 1310/34 is the source of this 1551-nucleotide messenger RNA. Lineage: Eukaryota; Phaeophyceae; Ectocarpales; Ectocarpaceae. The record is from the annotation of a GenBank genome assembly.